CUCCGGGGAAAGGAUUGGUCGCCGGCCGUCUGCGCCGUUAGCGCUCCUGGAGCCCGCACCGUUUGCGUCUGGAGCUGCGCGGCACUGAAUUUCAGCACCGACUCGGGCGCCAUCAGGGAAGCCGGUGGGAGCUUCGCGAAAAGAGAGAAGGCUGAAGAGGAACGAUACUUCCGAGAGCGGACUAAAGAACAACUGGCAGCCCUAAAGAAACACCAUGAAGAAGAGAUCAAUCAUCACAAAAGGGAGAUUGAGCGUCUGCAGAAAGAAAUUGAGCGGCACAAGCAGAACAUCAAGAAACUGAAAGAUCAUGGUGAUGAUUAAGUGCACACAGUUCCCCAUAGAAUGGCUACAUACUGUCCACUUCUAUGAAGACAUAGUUCUGGUAACUAAUAUCUGUGCUGCCAGCAGAUUAUAAUAAAUUGUGAUCAGUGAA
Molecule: messenger RNA, 433 nt
Organism: Myotis davidii
Lineage: Eukaryota; Metazoa; Chordata; Mammalia; Chiroptera; Vespertilionidae
Gene: ATP5IF1
Product: ATPase inhibitory factor 1
Exons: 2
Biological process (GO): negative regulation of ATP-dependent activity
Cellular component (GO): mitochondrion
Molecular function (GO): ATPase inhibitor activity
Source: RefSeq, a predicted model, not a curated record